AAAAGAAUAAAAGAAUUACGUCUGGUGGACGACGAUCAGUAUCAGAAUGAAGGAUCGAAGAAGAUGAAGUAGAGGAUCAUGAUGAGCAUGAUGUUCUUGACGAAAAAUUAUGCAACGAGGAAUUGUGGCACGAAAGCGAAACCCGCACUCGCACGACACUCAGCAGGAACGAGCUACAUCUUCGGGGAGCAAGCAUUCGUUUCCUGUUGAGAGCAGGAGGUCCGCCUGAAAUAUAAGAAAAGGCCUCUCGUCGGGUGGACCUACCACGAGAAGCCGGCUGCAGCUUGAUCGUGGUCCGGGCUUCGUUUAUUGCCAUCGUCGAGAAAUAAGAUUGGCUGAUUUAUUAUUUUCCCACAUCGUGAAGUGAAGAAAAAGAGCACCGAAAUGAUCUUCCUCUAACUUUUUAAAGCACCUCUAACUCGUCCAGCGGCUACAACUUUUGGGUGUUUUGAAUACAUAACAAGUCAGCCAUAAUUUUACUAGUACAAGGCGAACUGCUAGAGAAGUGCUGUGCCGAGUAUUUGUACAUGAUCAACGUAGAAAUCUGUGGUCUUGACUAUUUCCAAAAAACUUUUUACCACUUUCGUAGUUUAUUUCUCUUCUGUGAUAUUGAUUGCUCAAGAACCCUUCUGAAAAAUUAUGACCAAAAAUCAAAGGUCUUCUCCGUGUAAAAUUAUUGUAGCGACGCCUUAGUUAGCAGUAUGCGAAUUCGGUUAUUUUUACUAUCACAGUAGAGCAGGAUAUGGAAGCGUCAGGUUUGAAAUCGUCAAAGUUGAAAUAAUUUGUCAUGCAUAAACUGCAAGGCAUGAAGUGCCUCGCUUGCAGGGACGGCAAGUGAGGCCGACUGUCAGCAUGUUACUUGGGGUCUACGGUAGAGCUGCUAAAGUAGCAUGACAAAAGACGCCUUCUGUCCCGAAACAGCAUGACAAGCUGGAUUUAGACGGUGCCGAAAUUUGUCAUGCACCGCUUGGAAAUUUGGCUUCCAACUGGUAUCGAUUUUAUGCAUGACAAAUCAUUUCAACUUUGUCGAUUUCAAACCUGAGACACUCCCAUACAGGACAACCACACGACGCCGGUGGAGGUCCACCAGCAGCAGGAGAAAGCGGCUCAGGUUUCCGUUCCGCUGCUGGGCUAUAAAAAUGUCUCAAUCAAGCGUGCAGCGUGAUUCUUUCAAUUCUAUUAUUCUGCGAAAAUUUGUCUUGCAAGUAUGCCUUGCAAGUAUGCCUGGGUCUGGAAGGAUGCAAGAACUUGUGAUGCUAUUUUUUGAUUCUAAAAAAAUCUGUGCUGCAUGACAAGCAAUAGGAGUGGUCCAGUUUUUGCCACGUGGACGAGAGGACAUUUCUCAUGCAGGCUAGGCAUCAAGAAGUCCACCUCAGAUGAAAAUCUGUCAUGCUAGGGCCUGCAUCACAGACAUCACGGCUCAUGCUAAACGUGCAUGACAAGUCGCAGAAUCUUCCAGACAUCCAGGGAUAUUUGCAUUUCAUAGCAAGCGUUCAGCUACGAUGUCGGGUCCAUGUAUCUGACCCUGGGCAUCCUGCUAUGCAAGGAAAAAACUGUGUGGGUGUAAGUCUGUGAUGCAGAAAAUGCAAAACUGUUACACUUGUCAUGCUGAAUCUGCGUCAUAGGCUACUUUCAUACGUGUUUUCACGUACUAGCUGCGCAUGACAGAUUUUCCCUGUAAUGCAAAACGAAUUUGUGAUGCUGCCCUUCCUACAAAGUUACACUCACACAGUUUUUUUCCUGGAUACCUGCCCUAUGAACUGCAACAGUAUCCGAUACUCGUGUAUUAAAUGCAUUACAAAUUUCCUCAGCAUGAGAGAUAAAAUUUGUGAUGCGGAUUUACCUUAAGAUAAACAUGUUGUAAUGCAUGACUGCAAUUACUACGAGUGCAAUUGGGAUAAUAUAAAAAUGUCUCAAUCAACCGCGCAGCGUGAUUCUUUCAAUUCUAUUAUUCUGCGAAAAUUUGUCACCGUCACCGUUUUGCCAUGUUCAUUUUUCAACCCAAAAAAUUUGAUUUUUUCCUGGUAUCCCACGCAUGCUCAUGUCGAUCAGUUGUUGCAAAUGUGGCAUGCGAGGAGGCAUUACACUUGGAGCAUGGUGGCCCGGGUAGUUGAACGCAAUCCAGAAGCGCCCCGGAAUGGCUUCGCCGCCGUACAGACCGAAGACGCGGCGCGGGAGGGUGCGUUGCGAGGAGGCUGUCUUCUGGCGCGUAGGGGCCCGACCCUUGCUGGGGCGGGCUUCUGCAUGGUGCGGCUUGCGAUGUUGGGUUGCUCCUGGGAAUGUCGGGCUCUUGUUACUCCUUGGCCAAAGGCCUCCGGCAAAGGACCUCCACAACCCAGGAAAAAACAGCAAAAUUUCGAGCAAAUUUAACGACCACCCGGUGACAAAUCCCGGAAAUUUUGCAUUUUGCACGGUAUGGUGGACUUUGAGAGCCCAAAAUGGGAACCGGUGACAAAUCCCGAAAAAUUUACAUUUUGCAGGGUAUGGUGGACGAUUGCGCACGAGCCAAAAAUUCUUGCGCUGCAAGAAAUUUUGGGCAACGCGCAAUCGUCCACCAUACCGCCCAAAAUGUAAAAAUAUCCGGAUUUGUCACCGGUCGCGAAUUUGGCUCGGAAACGUCCACCAUACCGUGCAAAAUGCAAAAUUUCUGCGAUUUGUCACCGGGUCAUCGUCAAAUUUGCUCAAAAUUUCGCAGUUUUUUCUUGGGUUUUCGAGACCCUUUGCCGGAGGCCUUUGGUCCAGGAGUGAUAGUCUCAAGAGAUUCCCAGAAGCAACUCAGCAUGACGCGCCGCACUAUUCCGAUCCUUCGCGGCCGGAAAUCUGGUCGCUGAAGUGUCAGGAGACAGCCUCCCAGCUAGGGACCCACCUUCUGGGGCCGCGGUUUUGGCUUGUAUAACGGCAGCGCCGUUCUGGGAUAUGUCUGGACGGCCUUCAGCGUGCUGGGUCAACAUGCUUGGAAUGCAGUCGUUGGAUUGCCGCACCCGCAGCAUUUGACAGAAAUGGACACAUAUAGGAAAUCAGGCAAAAGUCAAAUUUUUUUGCUGGGAUAUAAAAAUGUCUCAAUCAACCGUGCAGCGUGAUUCUUUCAAUUCUCAUGCGCUUGUAGUUCUCUUCUCAAUACUUUGAAGCGCUUGUAGUUCUUCAUGUACCACGGACAUAUGGAAGCGACAGGAUUGAAGUUGUCAAAUUUGAAAUAACUUGCAAUGCAUAAAAUCGAUACCAGUUGGAAGCCCAAUUUGUUAGCGGCGCAUGACAAAUUUUCCGAGCACCGGAAUCCAAUUUGUCAUGCUGCUUGGGCACAGACGACUGCUUUUGUCAUGCUACUCUAGCAGCUCUACUUCAAACCCUGAACAGGCUGACAGUUGGCCUAGCUUGCCAUCCCGGCAAGACAGGCACUUCAUGCCUUAGAUUUUAUGCAUGACAAAUCAUUUCAACUUUGUCGAUUUCAAACCUGACGCUUCCAUAGGACAAGUACCUGCUGUCGUCCGUGGUGCAGCAGGAAUUAUUGCGAGCAACAAACUUUUUAUUUGCGCGGAACAAUAUUAAGUACAAGUACUUGAUUAAGAGUGGAAGGAGCAGCUGCUUACAGCUUGUUCCUGUUUUCUCUUUUUGUUCACUCAUUGGCAAGAAC
Amoebophrya sp. A120 is the source of this 3631-nucleotide messenger RNA. The record is from the annotation of a GenBank genome assembly. Lineage: Eukaryota; Dinophyceae; Syndiniales; Amoebophryaceae.